AUACCGAAGACGAAGGUCGUAAGAGAGAUAAGUGUGCGCGAUGACGCCACUCUGCAUCACAACUGUUAUGCUGGCCUUGCUGAUCGCGUCGCCAGGAAUCGUGGAUGGCGAGCUAUCGAACAAAGAUGGUGCAAAUAACCAGGAUGUUCGAGAGUUGCUGGAAGAUGUAAAAACACUCCUUAAUCGAUUCAAUACUCACUAUCUCAUCAAUCUUGAGCAACGAAUCGUGACUGUCCUGACCACGAUGACAAGUUUGGAUGCGAAUGUUAAAUCCUUGCAGGAAAAGUCUCAAGUGUGGGACGUUUUUCAGCAUCAUAUUGGCGCAUGGAGCGAGCAUAUCAAAUCCGUCGACAGUAAGCUGGAUAUUUUGAAGAAAACACAUGAAAGUCCCUCUGCUGCUCUUGAAACACGGCUGUCCAAUCUGGAUUUUAAAGUUCAACACGUCUUUGAUAAGGUGGAUGUGAUUAACGAAAAAUUGCACGACAUUACGAAAACUGUGUACGCUUUAUCCAGCAGUAAUGCUGCUCAUCGUGGUCGCCGUAAUGAACGCACUGAAAUAGCUGAUCAAACAUCAAUCAUCUCAAAAAUUGGACAACUUCAGAAGCAGGUGAAUCGUUUGGAAGGAAAUGCGAAAUGCGCAAAUGUGCCACUUGCCAAACCAAAGAAAGAAGCAUCAGAAUCCGAGGAAGAUAUCGAUGAUUUUUUGGAUAAACUUACUAUUAAAAAGCUGCGGGAAGCUGUAGCCAAUCGCAGACAAUGCCGGGCGCUGGAUGCAUUGACUGGCAUGAUUCGUUCGGUAGAGGACCGUACGGUACGCAUAUACGAGUUGGAAGCCAAUCAAUUCGAACAAAUGCGUUCCUGCUGCCAUCGUACCAACCACGAAGUAGCCACGUUUACCAAUAGUGCAGAUAUUCUUCUUAAAAGAAUCGAAACCUUAGUGUUGGAUGUGGAUAGAAAAGUGGAAAAGCGAAACAACCAAAACUGUGGCGUAAACAAACGCGAUUUUACGGAGGAAGUUGAAGGAAGCUCCGAUUCCACAACUACGCAGUCAAUCGAUUUAUCAUCACAAGUGGAUCUGGGCAGUGGCAGUGAAACGGAUAGCAAGCAAGAACCGAUCGUGGUAUCAAUAUUUCCAGUUGACGAUGAGGCAGAUGUUGUUUUCCAUCAUCCCGAUAAAGAUGGGUGUCAUCAGUUACAGCAACGAGUGAAUGGUGUGUAUACCUUUGCGGAGGCAGAAUUGAAUGAGGUACGACGAGACUUCAAUCGAAGAUACUGUCGUUUCGCCACUGAGGGUCCGGGCUGGACUGUUCUACAACGGCGCAAUCUUUAUGAUUUGCAAGAGAAUUUCAAUCGAUCGUGGUACGAAUAUAAACAUGGUUUUGGUGAUCUGGGAUAUGAAUUCUGGUACGGCAAUGAGUUCAUACACAGAUUGAGCUAUGAUGAUAAUGUCGAGCUUAGAAUAGAGCUAGAAGACUUCGAAGCUAAUAGGGCGUACGCAGAGUAUGGUACCUUUCGAAUGGAAACGGAAAAAUUCAGCUACAAUCUCAUGAUAUCGGACUAUCGUGGUAACGCAUCCGAUUCCUUGUCCUACCACAAUGACCAAGAGUUCAGUACCUAUGAUCGAUCAAACGACAAAUCAUUUGGUAGAUAUCACUGUGCACUAACAUAUGGAAGUGGCUGGUGGUUCAACAGUUGCGCUGAGUCAAAUUUGAAUGGAAAAUAUUAUCUAGAAAAUCCACGUGCCCACAAAUCGACGGGUAUUUUAUGGGAAUCAUGGUUGGGUGAUUACUCGCUCAAGUCCUCUCUUAUCAUGAUUCGCCCGAAAGAUGCUUGGAACCGAGAUGAAGAAUCAUCUGCAGCUGAAUCACCACAGGAUCCUUAAGUUUAUGUGGAUAAUUUUGCCUAAUAUUCUAUUGUUCUCACUU
Molecule: messenger RNA, 1925 nt
Organism: Anopheles darlingi
Lineage: Eukaryota; Metazoa; Arthropoda; Insecta; Diptera; Culicidae
Product: angiopoietin-1-like
Exons: 5
Coding region: 41-1882 (613 amino acids)
Source: RefSeq, a predicted model, not a curated record